AUGGGGGGGGGCAGACCCGCCGUGGGGCUGAGCCCCUCCAGCCCCGGCCCCUCUCCCCCCCAGGAGCCCUCCCUGUACACGGUGAAGGCCCUGCUCAUCCUGGACAGCCUCGGGCAGCGCCUCCUGGCCAAGUACUACGAUGGCACCUUCCCCACGGCCGAGGAGCAGGCCGCGUUCGAGAGGAGCAUCUUCAGCAAAACCCACCAGACAGGCGGUGAGAUCGCCUGUCUGGAAGGACUCACCAUCGUCUACAGGAGCAGCGUCGACCUCUUCUUCUAUGUGGUGGGGGGCUGCCAGGAGAACGAGCUGAUGCUGUCGGCUGUGCUCGCCUGCCUCCUCGACGCCCUCGGCCACCUCCUGCGGAAGGAGGUGGAGAAGCGCUGGCUGCUGGACAACAUGGAGGGGACGUUCCUGGUGGUGGACGAGAUCGUGGAUGGGGGGGUGAUCCUGGAGAGCGACCCCCAGCAAGUGAUCCAGCGGCUGAGCCUGCAGGUUGGUGACAACUUUCUGUCCAAGCAGAGCGUGUCCCAGUUAAGCGCUUCGUUAGCCUCGCUAAUGAGGGGCCACGUGCACCCCAAAGGCAGCCCCAGCAUAGGAGCGGAGAACAAAGAGGAGGAGGAGGAGGAGCGCGAAGGCCCCUGGAUAAUAGGAACAGCGAUGGGCGGCGCCGGCCAAUAUUUCAUGCACGAUGGGAUGGCGGGGAGGGGGCCCCGCGACAGCGAUAUUAAUAACGGCCCCACGCUGCCGCCCUAA
Messenger RNA from Gavia stellata (red-throated loon), 753 nucleotides. It is a transcript of the gene COPZ2, whose product is annotated as COPI coat complex subunit zeta 2. Bases 1 to 753 code for a protein of 250 amino acids. The transcript is spliced from 10 exons. NCBI's taxonomy places the organism in Eukaryota, Metazoa, Chordata, Aves, Gaviiformes, Gaviidae. Gene Ontology annotation, cellular component: COPI vesicle coat. The record is from RefSeq and is a predicted model, not a curated record. Gene Ontology annotation, biological process: intracellular protein transport; retrograde vesicle-mediated transport, Golgi to endoplasmic reticulum; intra-Golgi vesicle-mediated transport.